This is a messenger RNA of Harpegnathos saltator (Jerdon's jumping ant), 2565 nucleotides long. RefSeq names its product solute carrier family 16 member hermes (gene hrm). Gene Ontology annotation, biological process: transmembrane transport; monocarboxylic acid transport. Bases 48 to 2018 code for a protein of 656 amino acids. The transcript is spliced from 4 exons. The record is from RefSeq and is a predicted model, not a curated record. Gene Ontology annotation, molecular function: monocarboxylic acid transmembrane transporter activity. Lineage: Eukaryota; Metazoa; Arthropoda; Insecta; Hymenoptera; Formicidae.
UGUGUGGUGUGUAUGGUUGUGCGCGCGUGAGCCGUGAAUAAAGGUCGAUGACGAUGCAACGGGUUCAAGAUCAGGACAAUGGGAUCAGCAUCAAAUUCGGUCCGGGUAAACCCCGGAAGGGCAACUACAGGCUGGUGUCGCAGAGCUCCGACAACAAAGGCGGCUUCAACGGGACCAAUAAGUUAGAGAAUGAUGUGAAGGUAGAAGAAGAACAAUUAGUCCCACCGGACGGCGGCUGGGGAUGGCUGGUGCUUCUGGCCUCCGUUAUGGUCAAUCUCCUCAUCCCUGGCACUGUCAAAUCCUUCGGAGUGCUGUUCGUCGAAUUCCUCGAGGUAUUCGACGCGUCACCGGCGGCAGCUGCGUGGAUACCGGCGCUUUGUUAUUUCUUGUACAGCUCACUGGGUAAAGCUUCGGAUUUUUUUUCUGAGAUCUUCCUCCUCGGUGAAUUCAGGAUUGAGCGAGGAUUUCUCUUCGUUUCAGGUCCACUCUCUAGUGUACUUUCGGUCAAAUAUUCCUACCGCACGGUGACUUUGAUAGGAGGAACAUUCGCCGCGGCGGGAAUGAUGCUGAGCUAUUUCGCUAACUCUGUGGCCUUCUUAUGCGUUAGUUAUGGUGUACUGGUGGGCACGGGAGCAGGACUGGCGUUUCCUCCGACUGUAUAUAUCGUGACGUCUUAUUUUGUACGGCUACGAGGACUCGCCAAUGGACUCUGCAUAUCCGGCAGUGCGCUAGGCUCGAUAUUUCUUCCGCCCGUUCUGGGUUUUCUUCUAAGAGAGUACGGUUACAGAGGCGCGGUAUUGAUUAUGGGCGCUGUUACGUUGAAUGUUUGGGCGAGCGCGCUCCUAUACCAUCCUGUGGAGUGGCAUAUGGUGCCAGUACGACCAUUGGCCGACUAUCAAGAGCCCGAUAACGGGGAAACCGUGUCGGUAACAGUCACCAGCAGCCCCGAACAAGCCGAGAACGGUAACAAUCAGCUGCUAUCGUCCGAUAAGACUAAUGAGAAAGCCGCGCCGAUCGUACCGAAGAGCGCGUCAAGCGUCGCCCUGGAGUAUUACAAGAAUACACCGGUGCAGGGUCGUACGAGGAAGAUCAGUAUGCCUACCGGACGUGAGAUUAGCGGCCAGAUGCACAGCACGCCGACGUUGCACACCGUGCCAGAACGCGGGAGUGUUGUCGACGCCAGCGGUAAAUACUCCAAGGCGCGCUCGCCGCUACAAUCGCCUAGCACGUCGUCCUUCAACUACGUUAGUACACCGUACCACGGCAGCACGCUGUCAGCGCUGCACCCAGAGCGUGCAUCCACGCUGACGUUGAAUGCAAUCUCCAGCACAUUCUCCCGAAAAACGACGACCGAACGUCGUAAUGAGAACGAUGACGAAGACCGCAACCAGAAUAAGUUCUUCGACUUCAAUCUACUCAAGGAUCCCAUCUACCUCGUCAUCCUCAUCUCCAACUCCACCAACGCCGUCAGCUACACCAACUUCGUUAUCCUACUGCCAGCCUAUGCCAUCUCUCUGGGUUUCGAUAAGAGUGCCGCGUCUUUGUUAUUAUCCAUUGUCUCUAUGUUAGAUUUGGUGGGUCGUAUUGGCGGUUCUGCCCUCUCUGAUAUCAAAAUCAUGCCCAAGCACUGGUACUUUGUGGGCGGUUUACUCGCCUCCGGUAUUUCCUUGGCUAUUCUGCCGACGUCGAACACGUACACCAUGUUGUCCAUCUACUGCGGCUUCUUUGGAUUAGCAUCCGGGAUCUACGUCGGCAUCACUGCGGUCAUCAUGGCUGACAUGCUGGGCACUGAGAAGCUCACUUCGUCCUAUGGUAUUUCGCUGUUUGUUAACGGCGUCAUUCAGCUAGUGGGACCGCCAAUUUGCGGCCUAGUGUUCGAGCAGAUCGGCAGUUACGGACCGAUCUUCAGUAUACUCGGCAUUAUUCUGGUGGUGGGUGCAUCUCUGUGGGGUACUGUGCCGUUUAUCCGCAAGAGGCAAGCCGUGUUGGAGAAGUCCGCCAGAAUAGACAAAGUAUAGUAGACCAAAUAAACGAAGCACAGUAUAGCCGUAACGAGUGACUGCUCGAUACACUCGGCACUUGGCGCACAUGAGCUUAAGCGCGUGGUGGCUUAGAGGUCGCCAUGCCAAUAGUGUGUAUGUGUAUGUAUGUGCGUGUAUGAGAGAGGGAAGAAGCAGUAAGAUGCCCGAACAUUAAACUGUGAUGUUAACGUGAGUGUUAUAUGUACUGAAUACGACACGGCGGAGUUUUCGGACUGAGCGGGUUACCGGCGAAGGGAGGCUUCGUCAACUCCGGAAUGCCGAUAAUCAUUCGGACAUUCUAUCCAGUAAUUCCUCAGUCCUAAGACUUGUCACGCAAAUCGUCUAUGAUUAGCGCGAUCGACCGCGUUGAAUCAUUAUUAACCAUAGCAAUUAUACAUUUAUAUCGCCAAACAAAAUGGUAAAUGUGACAAAAUCUUAUUACAUCGAACACUCUUGUAUCGAUCUUGUUGUACCGAUCGUCUUGAGUAAUUCUACAUAUAACGAUUGUAUUUAUGUAAUUAUGUUGAUUGUAUUCGAAGGAAGA